CGUGAGACGUCUCGGAGUGCAGAGGCUAUCCCGGCACCAUCUCAACAUCUUCUGCACUACCUUCAUCCAAAACGUACAUUUCAGAGCACUGCUCGUCGUGACUGCACUUCAUCCUCGAGCACGUCGCCCUGUGCUGCAUACGAAAACGUUCGCGGAUAGGGACUCCCUCAAAUUUUAGGAACGUAUUGCUUUUUCCGGCGUGCUGUGAAAAUACAGACAGCACCAAACGACACCGCUGAAGCGGAGACAAACAUAAGGGAGAUGAUAGACGAAGUGGACGGACGGACGGACGGAAGACAACGUAUAGCUGAGCCACAGCAGACGGAGUCAUUACGGCCAGGAGACCAGUACGAGGUUAUGGAGGAGCAGAGGGAGGGGACAUCAUCAGAACAGGGGGCCGAGGAUGUGGAUGCAUCAGAAGACAAUAUUGAAGAAGACCGAUCCGACUAUUCAGACAGCGGCUACGACGAAGGGGGCUGUCUGGCAGACACAGAGGAGCGGGCAGCUAUGCAGAGUGUCGAGAGAGUGGAAGUCCGGGUCGACGUCCGGGUCGAGGUGAAAUAUCAUGAGGAUGAGGUGAACUGAAGGAACAAAAUGCGGAUACACUUGUAGGAUGUGGAAGUUGCUGCUUUGCUGCUGGGUAAUCAUCAGGAGGAAGAGAUCACGGCUCAUGUGUAUUAGUACUAUUGACCUACUAAGGAAGCGGAUUGUGCGAUUCAAUAAGCCAGCUGAGGAGCUAGUACUCCUGGGAAUAGGAUGCAUGUAUGCGCUUCUUGUACUUGCGUUCCAGGCUGUAACAGCUGCGCUGUGCAUCUCGUCACAAAGGAUGU
This is a messenger RNA of Laetiporus sulphureus 93-53, 830 nucleotides long. RefSeq lists its product as uncharacterized. Bases 262 to 585 code for a protein of 107 amino acids. The transcript is spliced from 2 exons. The record is from RefSeq and is a predicted model, not a curated record. Lineage: Eukaryota; Fungi; Basidiomycota; Agaricomycetes; Polyporales; Laetiporaceae.